UACAAUCUACGCGCGUCCCGCCCCUCGUGAGCCGUGACCAACCCAGCGACGAACUCCAAACCCCGCUCCAAACCCCGCAUCCGCCUCGCCUCGCCUCGCCCCUUGGCCUCCCACCGCCGCCCCACCGUGAUGCCCAAGCCGCCGCCGGUCGUCGAGCUCCCGACACGCAAGACCGUCCCGCUCAUCGACAUCGACGGCGACGACGACGACGGAGGUCGCAGCGGCCGUCAUGGCGGAGGCCCUGCUACGGGGGGCCGUUCCGGCGGCCCGGAACGCGGUGAAGGCGGAAGCCGCGCUAAGGGGGGCCGUUCAGGCCGCUCUGAACGCGGUGAAGGCGGAGGACGCGCUAAGCGAGGCCGUCCCGGCAGUCGCGAACGCGGUCGGGAGGGUCCGUCGGUCGGUGGUCGCGUGGCGGCGGGAUCGCCGCCACCGCGACGAAACCCCGCCACGGCGUCUUCUCCGUACGUCGUCCGCUCCGGCGCCGCGAAUCCGCCGUCCAUCAACCUCGACAGCGACAGCGACAGCGACAGCGACAGCGACAGCGACGACGACAUGCGCGGCCGGCGCUCGAACAAGGUAGCCGCACGCCAUCAUGGCCGGGGGGAGGAUUCACGCGCGAGAGGUCGCAAGAGGGCGGCGGCCUCCUCGCCCGGUGGCUUCAGGAAGGCGAAGAAGCAGAGACGAGGGUCGUCGAGCGGAACCAAGGCGCACGGGGCGGGGGGUCGCGCUCUCGCGGUGAGGCCUGUCGACGAACCGCGAACCUCCCACAAGUCGAGGAAGCACAAGAGACUCGAGGCCGUCCGUCGUCCUCGGUCUCAUCAUUCCAACGACGAUGGACGGCUCGGGAGAUCCGGCCACGGGGGCGGCGACAGGGGCCGGCGUGAUGCUGCGCCGGCGAGGCAGGUCGGCGCAGUUGUUGCGUCAAGCCCUCGUUCGCGGAGCGGCGACCGAGGUAAAGUGGCUGCGAAGUAUAGCGUGGACGAAGGUGAUGAUGAAGAGAUGGAAGACACCAGCUCAGAUGACGAUGGGAGAUUCGGCCAUAGGGGCCGGCAUGGCGCUGCGCCGGCGAGGCAGGCCGGCAAGGUUGUUGCAUCUCGUAAUCGUUCACGCGACGGCCACCGAAGAAGUAGAACUGUGGUAACUGAUGACAGCGGGGAUGACGAUGGAGAUGAAGAGACUGGCAGUUCAGAUGACAAUGAUGAGGAAUCCCGAGAUGAGGAGGAGGAGGAGGUGGAGGAUGUGAUGAAGGGGGCGAACACGGAUGACGGCAGUGGCGAUAGUGAGGAAGAGGAAGAGGAAGAGGAAGAGGAGGAGGAUGAGGAUGAGGAGGAUGUGAUGAGAGGGACGAACAAGGAUGAUGAAAGUGACGAUAGGGAGGAGGAGGAGGAGGAGGAUGAUAGCGAGGAGGAGGAGGAGGAUGUAAUGAAGAGGAAGAGCAAGGAGAAUGUGGAUGUGAUGAAGGGGAAGAGCAAGGGGGGUGAUGAUUUGAUGAAGAGGAAGGAGGAUGUGGAUAUGAUGAAGGGGAAGAACAAGGAGGAUGACAAUGGUAAUAGCAACGGCAGAUGCAAAUCCGUAGAGGAGGAGGUCGGUGGGGAGGACGACGGAAACAGCACUCACGACGACAGUUCUGAUGCCAAUGCUGACGAAGAGGAGUCUGAAGACACAACAGAGACAGAGGAGGAGGAGGAGGAGGCGGCGGAGGAAGAGGAAGAAGAAUCUGACGAGGCAGAGCAGGACCGGCGUGUCGCGCCUAGACGCAACGCCGAGGCAGGGCAGAACCAGCGUGUCGCGCCUAGCAGCAACGGCGAGGCCGGUGUGAGGGCCAGACCAGCCGUCGAGGGCUUGCCAAGAAUCAGAAAGAGGAGAUUCGAGGGGUUGUGGAUCGUCGAGGAGCCCGACACCACCCGCCCCCCUCCCGGCCGGGGUCUCAUCAGUGAGCGGACACGGUCGCACCUGAGCUGCUCCAACAAGAAACUGCUGAAACGUGGUACUGUAAGCAGGCCGGUCCUGCUCGACACAUCGUCCUCCGGCUCCGACCCAGAGGAAGCCGUGCCACCGCCUCAGCCAACCAGCUGGGCGGCCGAGGACGACAGCUCCGGCGAAGACAGAAGGCCGGCGAAGAAGAAGAAGAGACGGUGCCGGGCCCAAGGCGCGCGCUCAGAGGAGGAAGGCAGCGACGACCCCGACGCUGAACCUGAUGACGACAGAACCAUCCCAAGGAACGCCGGGAAGGGGCCGAGCUCAAGCCGGCCGAAGACCGGAGCGUCAAACCGGCAGCAGUCUGCUGCCAAGGAACGUGGCAAAACCCACGCUGGCUCUUCUACCAACCCACGACGCGCCAAGAAUCACGCUGCAAGCACAGCAGAUGGCCGCGGUCUGCAGGAUGACAUUUUCUUCAAGAAAAGCUCCCUGUCUCAUCGCAAGGGGAAGCAUCCGGAGGAGGAAGACAUCCCUUGCAAUGAUCUGCUCUCCUCCUUAAUCGACGGGAUACCGAGCUACCGGAACGGCUCUGCUCCUGCCGAUGCACCGCAGGGCGGCGGCGACACGAUGCCUCUGGUGUUCAAGUUCGGGGAGGAAGCUGAAGUGAAAUCAGAGCACGACGAGCUUGAGGAUCAACAGUGGGAAGACAUGGAUCUUGCCUUUCAAGCCACCAAUGCCAACGCUCACAGCUCCGAGGAGGUUGAAGAGAGCCAGGGGCAAGAUAUUCCAUCAGACCAAAAAACUUUAUGCAGUCAAGGGAAGCAUCAUUUAGUUACCGAUGACCAAAUUGGAACUUGGUGCGAGCACUGCAGCUUUGUUCUUGAAAUUAAAUAUGUAAUGGCCCCUAUGGGGAAUUGUUCAGCGGAAAGGGAACCAACGGCUCGCGAGCUGAACAUGGAUAAUAUCAUUUUUAAUGGCGUCCUAACAACAAUGGGGUAUGAAGGAGAGUUCAUCACUGGCAGUCAUAAAAGUGGGCCUGUAUGGAAUCUCAUUCCUGGUGUCCGAGAAGACAUGUUCCCACACCAGCAGGAAGCCUUUGAAUUCAUGUGGAAGAAACUGGCCGGAGGUAUUGACAUUGAAGAGGUGAAGAAGAUUGUGAAAACUGAUACUCUAAGUGGCUGUGUGAUCUCUCACGCCCCAGGGACGGGGAAAACCAGAUUAGCAAUCACAUUUGUUCAAUCUUACCUCGAGCUUUUCCCGCAGUGUUUUCCGGUGAUCAUUGCCCCCAAGGGGAUGCUUGACACAUGGGAAACCGAGUUCAGAAAAUGGAAUGUGAAGAUACCUUUCCACAUACUGAAUUCCAGAGAUAUCCACUGGCAUGGAGAUAAAACCGUCGAAAAACUGGCCUCGAAUGAUAAGGAAUUGGCCCGGAGGCUGUCCACAAGCAGCAUUAACAAGAAUUACAUGCGCGCUCUGAAAUUGCGAUCAUGGGCUGAGGGGAGUAGCAUCGUUGGACUCAGCUACUACCUGUUCCAGAAGCUCACCAAAGGAGAAGGCAAUGAUGAUGACAAGCUGAGGCAGAUGCUUCUUCAAAGGCCUGACUUGCUGAUCCUUGAUGAAGGACACACGCCAAGGAACAAGGAGAGCAAUAUUUUUAAGGCUCUUGCCGAAGUUCGUACGAAAAAGAGAAUCAUUCUGUCCGGGACUCCGUUCCAGAACAAUUUUGAAGAGCUUCGGAGCAUCUUUAGCCUCUUACUUCCGGCCAAUUUUGAAGCCAUGGAUUUCUUUCCUUCUUCGAAACUACACAACGUGACAGAUGUGAUGGUUGAUGAGAUCAGGAAGAAAUUGGACCCUUUUGUGCACAUCCAUAAUGGCGACAUUCUUCAUAAAUCCCUUGAAGGACUAAGAGAAUCUGUUGUGAUUCUGAAUCCUCUUCCCAGCCAGAAGAGGAUCAUCGCAAUGAUGGAGAAACAUAAGACACGUGGCAAACGUGCUCAAAAAAAAGAGACACAGGGCAGCACUUUGGAGUGGGAAUACAAGAUAUCUCUUGCGUCUGUACAUCCGUCCCUCGUUGCUGGCAUGGAAAAGUUGCCAGAAGAAGUAGCAUCUCUUGUGGACGAGCUUCCAUUGGAGAGGUUACGGCUGAAGCCAAGUGAAGGGGUUAAGACGAGGUUUGUGUACGAGGUUGUGCGUCUAUGUCAAGCUUUAAAAGAGCGAGUGCUUGUGUUCAGCCAGUUGCUUGAACCACUGGAGUUGAUCAUGCAACAGCUGAGAAAAGAGUUCAACUGGACUAAAGGCAAAGAGAUCAUGUAUAUGAGUGGAAAUGUCCCCCCUAAAACCCGCAAAGCCUUGAUGAUGGCCUUCAAUGAUGUGGAGAGCGAGGCCAAGGUGAUGCUUGCAUCGACCAAGGCGUGUGGAGAAGGUAUCACCCUCGUUGGAGCGUCGCGUGUGGUGCUCCUUGAUGUUGUGUGGAACCCUUCUGUCGGAAGGCAGGCGAUUGGACGUGCUUAUCGUAUUGGGCAGCAAAAGAUUGUCCAUACAUACAAUCUAAUCGCAGAAGGAACACAAGAGAAGGCCAAAUAUGACACACAAGCUAAGAAGGACCAAAUGUCCAAAUUACUGUUUUCAAGUGAGCCACAGCCUUCGGAGUGCAACCCGUCAUCAGAGUUUAUUUCCAAUGACAGGAUUUUGGAACAGAUGACUGAAGACGAAAAUUUGAAAGAGAUGUUUGUGAGUAUUCUCCCGUCGCAGUCGUGAUAGAACUUAUAGAUCUCUGCGUAGAAGAGCGGUGUACCUGUGGUGAAGCUAAUUGUGUGUCUGCAUCUGCAAGAGGAGAGGGAUGGAACGGCCUGUCUGUACAAAAAGUGCUAUCAACAUGUUGUAUUGUCUUACAUAGAUGCUCGAAGGAUGUUGUUUUGUUUUGUUUUCUCAAGGCAUGUGCCUGUUUUAUCUCCAAACCUACAACAGCAGAGGGGUGGAGUGUCAGAAUGUUUUUUGGGGGUGCAAAAUCUCAAUUCGUACAGAGAUUAAUGUCCCUUCCUAUAAGGGACGACCCCUGAUUCUCUGAAAUUGAACUAGUUGUA
Molecule: messenger RNA, 5003 nt
Organism: Triticum aestivum (bread wheat)
Lineage: Eukaryota; Viridiplantae; Streptophyta; Magnoliopsida; Poales; Poaceae
Product: SNF2 domain-containing protein CLASSY 3
Exons: 4
Coding region: 130-4677 (1515 amino acids)
Biological process (GO): gene silencing by siRNA-directed DNA methylation
Molecular function (GO): ATP binding
Source: RefSeq, a predicted model, not a curated record